AUGAAUUAAAGUUAUAAUUCUGCUAAAUAAAAGCUUAUUGAAGAGAAUUUUAGAUCAUAAAAAAGAGCAGGAAUGAGGAUGAAAUAGAAAGUAAAUAUUAAAAUUAAAAUAAAGAUACCUAUUAAAUUAGCCAUAAGAGAAAAAGCUACAUUAAAACUCUGUAAUGGAAUGAAUAGAACAAAUAUUAAAAUUAACGUAAAAUCAAACAAAAAUGAUCUUUCAACAAAUUUUAAGUCUUGA
Molecule: messenger RNA, 240 nt
Organism: Paramecium sonneborni
Lineage: Eukaryota; Ciliophora; Oligohymenophorea; Peniculida; Parameciidae
Source: the annotation of a GenBank genome assembly